Acanthoscelides obtectus is the source of this 213-nucleotide messenger RNA. The record is from the annotation of a GenBank genome assembly. NCBI's taxonomy places the organism in Eukaryota, Metazoa, Arthropoda, Insecta, Coleoptera, Chrysomelidae.
AUGCUCUUGAGUAUCCAGAGGAAGGCUUGGCUGCGGAUAUCGAGUGGCUACAGAACAAUGUCCACUAUGGCCGCUCAAGUAAUAGCUGGAAUACCCCCAGUCACUCUACUCAUAGAGGAAAGGCUCCGCCUGUAUAGCAGGGAUGAUGCUAAGCUUCGUACUACCAGGUUGCUGGAAAGAAGCACAACUUUGGAGAAAUGGCAGCGUGUGUGA